This is a messenger RNA of Vitis vinifera (wine grape), 732 nucleotides long. RefSeq names its product anther-specific proline-rich protein APG-like. The transcript has 2 exons. Lineage: Eukaryota; Viridiplantae; Streptophyta; Magnoliopsida; Vitales; Vitaceae. The record is from RefSeq and is a predicted model, not a curated record. The coding region runs from base 1 to 732 and encodes 243 amino acids.
AUGGCGCGAACCAGAGGGGCUAAGUCUUCCUCUCCUUCAAGCCGCAAGAAAAGCCUGCGAAAGGAGCCAGUUCCAGAUCCCAUCUUUGAGCCUUCGCAGCCGAAAGCAAUUUCUCCUCCGGUGAAGCCCGCGCCACCAAAGCCUCCGGCGAGACGUUACCUUACCAGGUCAGGGGGUCGACCGCUGCAGAAGAGACCAAGGGUUGAAAGCUCAGAACCCAUUGACUUGACGGAGCAAUUUCCAGAGCCAUCGCCGGUUCCAACUCCAGUAUCCUCGCCAGUUUCAUCGCCGGUCCCAUCUCCAGUUCCAUCUCCGGUGCCAUCUCCGGCGCCGCCAGCAGAGCCUAAAGAGCCUCAGCCACCGCUUCCCGAGCCCCAAAUUCCAGCUGAAAUAGCUCCGGAAGAAGUAAUCAGGCGGCCAAUGCUAACUCAGUCCCCAAUUGAGGGAAAUUUGGAUUGUAGAGCUCGGUCAUUCCACUCCGAGCUAUGCUUUGACAUAGCCACAUUCCGAUUGCAGCCAGAGCUUGCACAGACAUUCAACCUGCUGAGGAGAUAUCACAUGGAGCACCUACUGACUCCGAGAGACUUUUUCUACCCCAGGCUUCAGCUUCAUUUCGACCUGCCACCAGCUGUUGAGCUCUCCACUUCUACCACAGCAGUGCCACACUCUCAUUCAGCAGAGCCUCAGGCCCCAUCUGAAGCACCAGCUGAAGAGGCAGACCCAUCUGCCUAG